CAGCUUCACAACAAGCAUAUGCGCUACACCAGAUUCGGCUCUGCACGUGCAUCGCCAUCGACUCAGCCCUGCUCCCGACCCGCGUUUAGUGUCUUGACCGGUCGUCUUGGGCAAUCAAUAUGUCGAGGUGAAGCAGCCAAUACAACAUUGUCCGCGCGCAUGAAUGUCAACCCCAAAUGUUUUUACGACGAACGAUGGCCAGUUCCCCCCAUCCAUUGGAGAAAAUGGCUGAAUCUGUCGAAUGAUAUCCCCGGUUCUGCCCGCCACGAACGGUUCCUUCAGCUUACGCAGUUGUUUGCCUUGUUGCCUAUUGCCGCAUCGCUGCGCACACUUAAGUUGGCUAUUCCUUACACUGUUCCAAAGGAAACAACCUCUGCAACAUCCAGAUUCUACCCUACACAACAAAGUCUAUACUUCUGGCCUUCAGACGUCUAUUUAUCAUGCGAGUUCAGUUCGAAGAUACCGAGGAUGUCUUCAAAUACAUCCAGGAAAACGUUGUGCAGACAGUAUUCCGAGGCGAACCGCAGCGAUUUCUACGCAAAGCGGCACUUGACGAGGUUACCUCGAAAGAGACAAUACUCCUCGUGACUUCUGAUGACGAGGACGUUUUCUUAGAUGAGGACGGACUUGAACGGUUUGCGGAUCAGGUAGUCAAAUUCGGCAGACAAAUGUUCGCAACCUGCGUCCAAGGCUCACUGCCAAUGACAUGUCUUCAACUUUUGUUAGAGAACGGUCUUACGGAUACGGAUAUGCCAUUAACUGAAGACAAUUUUCCAGGAAGCAAGAAAACUAAGCGAAGAUUUGUGGGCAGCUUUAUACCCAACCAAGCACUAUUUAGUACAGCGUACUUUCAUCUAGACAGCUUCCAAGAUCUGACCGGUCUCACUAAGCCGAUUGAUCACGAUGAGAGUACGUUGAUCGGCAAAGGUGCCUUUGGUGCGGUGUAUACUGUUCAAAUCCAUGAGGAACACAGAGCAUUCGCGAGCGGCAACACCAAAGACGAAUUCGCGAUGAAAGUCACGCAACAAAAAGGAACACGUGAACUACCUUACCAUCAGGCUAUGGCGAGUCUGUCUCACCCACAUCUUGUGAAGUGCCAUGCUAGCUUCACGUUUGCAUCAUAUUAUCACAUGAUCUUCGAAAAGGCCGACGGCAAUCUCGAGGAACUUAUGCAAACGCACAGAGACGCUCCUAUACUACGCUCUCUGACUCCGGACUAUCUCGCACAACAGCUCGCCGGAACCAUCAAUGCUGUGUCUGUCAUUCACACUCAACUACCUCCAGACGAUGGCGCGAGCCAGCUGGGUGUUCCCAAGCUUGACAUUCAGAAGUCAGGUUAUCUGCACGAUAUCAAACCAGACAACAUUCUCGUUUUCAGAUAUCGCCAGGCUGUUUGGUUCAGACUUGCGGAUUUUUCAUGUGCUAAGGUUGUCGACUAUGUUGCCAGCGUCAGUGGCUUGCAUAGACAAAGCUGGAAGAGUACCGGAAAAUCUGGCACGCCAAUUUAUAGGCCUCCUGAAUCGACAACAGAGGGAAAGACUUCUCGUCCGUAUGAUAUAUGGUCCCUUGGUUGCGUUCUGAUAGAAGCCUUGGUUUGGUACACUGAGGGCUAUGCAGCCCUGGACACCUUUCGCACAUCUCGAACACGUAUGGUCAAGCCUCGUGGCAUUGAAGACCAGGGCUUUUACUACAUCGAUGAGAAUGGUAAAGGGCACCUUCGGGAGCAGGUCGUGGACCGAUUGAAGACGAUCCCGUUACGUUGUGAAGGGCAUUUGCGAACCAUCGCCAACGUUAUCCCUCAGAUGUUGGAGAUCAACCCACGGGAUCGGCCAACAGCCGAGCAGCUGGUUAACCGCCUCAAAGUGAUUGAUCAGCCUUCUUCGCCGCCUAAUCUACUCACUUCUGCAAGUACCGUCGACUUAUCGCACACGAGAACGAAUCAGUCUGCCAGCCCGACAUACAUCUCCGACUCCGAUUCGGAUUUCGGCCCAGUGAUCAAGAUCCAAGUACAGCACCCAACCAAUGAGUAGGGCUGUCACAAGAGCUGCUACCGCAAUGCGUCCAUUCCUUCUUUGGUCUUAUCAUUCCUGCGCUUCAUACGUAGAAGUUUUCUUUGGAUUUCGCAGCAUGGAAUGUGUUUGCUGCACCUAAUGUAAUUCGAGACACAUAAUCCUGACAAGACCAUCUCUGUAUCAUUAUAUCUCGCAACCAAACCAUACGUAGCGACGCGGUCUACUCAAAAACUCGGU
Molecule: messenger RNA, 2249 nt
Organism: Boeremia exigua
Lineage: Eukaryota; Fungi; Ascomycota; Dothideomycetes; Pleosporales; Didymellaceae
Product: kinase-like domain-containing protein
Exons: 2
Coding region: 441-2030 (529 amino acids)
Biological process (GO): peptidyl-threonine phosphorylation; peptidyl-serine phosphorylation
Molecular function (GO): protein serine/threonine kinase activity; ATP binding
Source: RefSeq, a predicted model, not a curated record